Molecule: messenger RNA, 1014 nt
Organism: Seminavis robusta
Lineage: Eukaryota; Bacillariophyta; Bacillariophyceae; Naviculales; Naviculaceae
Source: the annotation of a GenBank genome assembly
AUGGCGAAUGAUACCUCGGGUUUCUCUCCCGAUUCAUUUCCAUUCUCGCCCAUGACACCAACUAGGAAGAAAGCAGCGUACGCAGUAACUCCAUUGACCUAUGACAAUUACGGCAGUGUGACUCUACCAUCUAGUCGUAACAUGCAACUACACAAAUCUCCCGACAAUAUCAAACUUCGAUUGCCAGGAACUUCCACCUCUACAAAGAGACUACCCCGCCCAAUUGCAUUGUUUCAGACGCCACCGAGAAUGUUGAAAGCUCUACGAAAUCCCACCAUCACACCCGAACCAGACACAUUCCUGGAGAGCCCUCCUCGCCGAGAGGCAUCCAAAUCAAAAAAGACCUGGAUCUCCUCAUUUUUUGAGAAUGCGGAAUAUUGUGACGGAUGCUCUUGCAUGGACGGAAGUGCUACAACGGCAGCAGCCGACAACAGGGCACCAUGGUCUGUGCGAUUGACAGAGGAUUUGUUGCAGCAACAUGACCAAACUUCGCCCUUGAGGCAGACACCGUCCAUGGUGCCUCAUUUUGCAGGAGACAAGCUUGCCAAGACGGUGAUUCGAAAGAAAACGCAGCAUGAACUCGCCAAGGAACGUAGGCAACGUGCCAAGAUGGAACUAAGUCAUGUGCAAUCGUCGGUUGAGGAACACCGCUACAACCAGAUUGAAACAGUCUUGCAACCACUCAAGAAGAAGAAACAUAACAAGCAACGAGAAUGGCUGGAAACUGAACGAGAAAAGGCAUUAUCAGCGAAAUGGCAGCGCAAAAAGAGAGAGCAGAAGGAUCGGAUGCGGACGGAGCAGCUACGUUGGUCAGAGCUGGAACGCCAACGCAACUUGAGGGCGGUCGAGAUCCGUGGCGAACAACGCACCAGGCAGCCACCAGUAGCGGAAGAAAUGAUCUCAACCAACCCCAUGACUAAGGUCAAGCGAUGGUCUAGUAGCCCUCAAAUUGUCUCUCCAGAAACCACCCCCAACACUCAGCGGAGCAGUUCCAAGAAUCUGAUUCUGAUCUGA